UUAUUUUUACAUGCCGUGCUUUCUUUAGCUUAUAAACAUGUGAAUCAUUGAAUUCGGCGUGUAGCAGCGUGUUUUUUUGAGGAUAGCUUUGUCUUCCAGCAUCAGCAUCACAAACCUGCAUCCAGUGCCUUGGGACUCUCUGAUCUGAAGCCAUGAAGGUGAAGGUUAUCUCAGUGCUGGAGGAUAACUACAUGUACCUGGUUAUAGAUGAGGAGAGUAAAGAAGCCAUAGCUGUAGAUCCUGCUGUGCCUCAUCGGUUGCUUGAGAUAGUGAAAAGGGAAGGAGUGAGACUCACAGCGUUGUUAACUACUCACCAUCACUGGGACCAUGCCCGGGGUAAUGAAGCUUUGGUCAAGGAGAUGCCAGACCUACGAGUCUAUGGAGGAGAUGAUCGCAUCCCUGGACUGACCGACAAAGUCACUCAUGGCCAGGAGCUCAAGUUUAACACUAUAAAUGUGAGGUGUCUGUUCACGCCCUGCCACACCUCAGGACACAUGUGCUACUUCACAUGGGAAGAUGACUGCACUGAUUCUCCUGCUGUAUUUACUGGAGAUACACUGUUUAUAGGUGGGUGUGGGAGAUUCUUUGAAGGAACGGUGGAGCAGAUGUAUCACAACCUGACUGAAGUGCUGGGGACUCUUCCACUGGACACGAAGAUCUUCUGUGGUCAUGAGUACACCAUAAAGAACCUGAAGUUUGCCUCACUGGUGGAGCCAGAGAACGAGAAGGUGAAGGAGAUGCUCAGCUGGGCCAGGGCAAGGGAUGAUGAUGACAAACCAACAGUACCGUCAACGUUAAUGGAGGAAUUUGAAUAUAACCCCUUUCUCCGUCUAUCUGAGGAGAGCGUGCAGAAGUUCACAGGGAAAUCGGAUCCGAUCGAGGUUCUCCGUGUUCUGCGCAAAGAAAAAGACAACUUCAAGAAGCCCAAAGAGAGAGUCCUUCCACACGCCAUGCUGGCACUGGAGUGGGGUCUGCUCAGGCCGUGAACGUUCAGACAAAGCAGUGGAGCACUUUAUUAAAGGGCACAAACUAAGUUGAACUGAUGAGACCACUAAAGAAAACUAAAGAGACCACCUAAUAUGUGGACGACUAACUGGUUAAGGUGGUGUUCUGGCUGAACUGGUGUCUGUGCAGUAAUUGAACUGACCGAAACUAAGGUUAGCUUCUACAGAAUAACAGGAAAUGAUGUCAUGACUCAUAGGGCAGGGCAGGUUUUCGCAGUCUGCACUUUCGCAAACUGCAUGCAUUGCACAUUAACCAUUAAUACUGUGCAGAACGAUAAUUGUAAUUGUACGGCUAAUUUUGCAGAGAUUAAUUUUUACAAUAUUGUAAAAAAUGAGUGCACAUUACUGCACCUUUACACAUACAUUUCACAUGUACAUACUUUAUGCUUGUGUACAAUUUAUUUUUGCAGAGUUUAGAAUAUAUCAAAAUAUAAAACAAGAGCAUGAUAAAAGAAAAUAUGAAAAGAUAUUUAUUGCAUUUAUUACAUACAUUUCAAAUGCCUUAUUUAAGGUUUAGUUUAUU
Messenger RNA from Astyanax mexicanus (Mexican tetra), 1527 nucleotides. Its product is annotated as hydroxyacylglutathione hydrolase-like protein. Gene Ontology annotation, molecular function: hydroxyacylglutathione hydrolase activity. The coding region runs from base 153 to 986 and encodes 277 amino acids. Lineage: Eukaryota; Metazoa; Chordata; Actinopteri; Characiformes; Acestrorhamphidae. The transcript has 9 exons. The record is from RefSeq and is a predicted model, not a curated record.